CUUCACGAUCCCCCCCACAGCCAGUAACAUCCCCAGUAGCACAUCCGAAAUAGCAUCACAAAGAGCCUCCUGGGCGCUUACAACCCCAGAUCUGCUCUUCGAUGGGUCCAGGCGGGGUUAUGAGGCUUCUAUUUCGAUAUCUACUUAGGAUGAGACCGCCCACAGGUAAGGAUGUUGACGCUCACUCACAAAGGCUAUUCGAGGUUCGGCGUCAACAGCUUGAUCUCCUGAAGCUUCCCCGCCUUGACUUAUUGUUUGUAUAACACUACUGAGGAUCUCAAAUCUCCACCUCAUGGUCACCAUACUAAACCUUUCUCUCCAUCACAUAUGUUAUUGUGACCUUGCAACGGACAGUCGAACGUCCAUCGGAUCGUCUUCCUCGACAUUUUGAGCUGUGUCAACAUGCCCUCUCUCACUACCACCAUCACCAAGGCCCGCAUUUCUUCUCCUCUCGAAGCGGGUCAUUCUCUCCUCGAUGCUAAACAACUCCCACCUCAACUCACAGCAGCUUUGGACUACGUGUCCAGCCGCUUGGCUCGAAAGCGACUUCAUCUGUCCCUCAUCGUUAUCCGCAAGGAUGUGCAAAUUCCACAAUCACCAGUUACAUCCCCCCAAGCAUCGCCAAAGCGACCCGAGUCUCCAGGUCACUCUAUCACAACAUCUCCGGCAAAGUCUCUCUUCGGUGGAUCAGCAUUCGCGCGAACACCAAGCAAGAGUUCUCUAUCGUCCAUGUCAGAUUCUGGCUCUUCAACGUCAGGAUCUUCCUCCACAAGCUCCUCUUCUCUCUCGAGAACGAAUUGGCCUAGUCUUCCUGCUUCACCAGCAGAUCGCAGCGCCUCGCCUCCAUCUACAACAGCUCAGCCAGCUACUCCAACAACACCAAACCCAUACGGCAUUACAUUGAUGCACGCGAGCACUCUAACACCAAAGGCUGAGAAGAAUCUCCGCCACACUAUCGCGAAAGCCGAGAAGAAAUUCCCUAUUGGAUCAGGCUGGCUCUCCCCCGCCCCACUCACAACAUCCACCACCUGUCCUCUGACCACCAACCUAAUCCACCGCUCUCUCACCCAAAACGAAGUGAUCUUCUCCUCCGAAGGUCUGACCCUUCUCUCCCUCGAUCACGUCUACACCUUCAAGUGCCACCUCCACACCUAUUCCCGCACCCUAACACCAAACGAUCUCACCCUUGCAGUUGACGAGCUCCGCCGUCUCGUGCUCGCCCAGAACGGCAAACGCAUUACCAAGGGCUACCUCAUGCGCGCCUACGAAUGGCUCGGUGUCAGUCUUGCUGCACUCGUCGACGUCAACGAAGGCUACAAAGUCGCCUAUGGCGGCAAAGAGCGCUUCGGAGGCAUCGAUGUCCAGAAUGAGGAGCGUAAAAGCCCGCCUCCUCUCAAGACAAACUUUGCUGCUGGUGAAGUUGGCGGAAUGAGGAAGAUGAAGCUCAGUCUGAGCGUGAACUUUGCUCCAGCGUCUGAAGUUGGGAGCUCCAGAGAGAGUACGUGUGAGAGUACGUGUAGCGAGGAUGAAGCGAAGACUUUGGUUUCAGUGAAUGUUGGGGAGAGUGCGAAGGGUAUUGACAAAGGUGUUGAGGAGUUGAGAGAGGAUAGAGGGCCACAUAGGCGAGGGCCGAUGACGCCGAAUGGGUUUGAAGAUAUCACUCCUGUCACUAAGGGCGAAUGGUGCUUCUUGAUGGUAGGAGAAGGGUGGAAGGAGGCGAAAACCGCACCAGUCGAGACUUGUUGAAUUGCCAUUCCCUUGGGGAGCAGCUUGAUUCGAGCGUUUUUUAUUCUUUGGUUCUUCACUUUUUCACCUGACCAAUCUGAGAGCAAGAGCUGCGAUUAGAUCCGGUAUAUUCAGCAUUAGCAUAGGCGUUAUCAUUACAUAUACAAUACAGUAUCAUUGGACCAUACAGAGUCA
Cadophora gregata is the source of this 1920-nucleotide messenger RNA. RefSeq lists its product as uncharacterized. Bases 403 to 1746 code for a protein of 447 amino acids. The record is from RefSeq and is a predicted model, not a curated record. Lineage: Eukaryota; Fungi; Ascomycota; Leotiomycetes; Helotiales; Ploettnerulaceae. The transcript has 2 exons.